GAUCUGUACAAGGAGACCAUGAUGGAGGAGCACCAGCCUCUUAUAUCACAAGAUGGAUCCAGGAGGAGAAAUCCAUCAGAGAGAUGUCCCUGUCUUCUGUAUUCCCAGGGCUGUCCAGAGGAGAGGGUCCUAGAGAAUCCUCAGAUGAUAAAUCAGUGGGAAGACCUGACUGAUAUUAAAGUGGAGGAUGAAGAAGAGUGGAUGAUGGGUGAUCCCUCCUGUAGGAGUGAGGUGGAGGAGGAAAUUCCAGAAGAUUUCAACACAGAAAAGCCCAGUAAAAAUUGUUAUGGAAAUGUUAUAUUAUCUCUAAAUUCUAAAGCAGAAGAUGAAGAUACCAUGCAGCGUUCUUCAGGAGAAACUCUCAUUACCCUUAAUGUACAUCCAGGACUCCACAGAACAGAUGUAUCUUAUAAUCUCCCUAAUCAUGAGGAACCUGAAGGGGAUAAAAGAUUUCAGUGUGGUAAAGUGUUUAGUAAAAGAUCAAGACUUUCUACACACAGAAGAAUUCUCCCAGGGAAAAAGCCAGACUGCUGUGAAGAAUGUGGGAAGCACUUCACAAAGAAAUCACAUCUUGUGUCACAUGAAAGAAGUCACACAGAAGAGAAGCCAUACUCCUGUUCAGAAUGUGGGAAGUGGUUUACAGAAAAAUCAAGUCUUGUUAGACAUGAAAAAAGUCACACAGGAGAGAAACCGUAUUCAUGCUCAGAAUGUGGGAAAUGCUUUAUUGGGAAAUCCUAUCUUGUUAUACAUCAGAAAAGUCACACAGGGGAG
Messenger RNA from Bufo gargarizans (Asiatic toad), 771 nucleotides. Its product is annotated as oocyte zinc finger protein XlCOF10-like. The record is from RefSeq and is a predicted model, not a curated record. The transcript is spliced from 4 exons. The annotation marks the transcript as partial. Lineage: Eukaryota; Metazoa; Chordata; Amphibia; Anura; Bufonidae.